Rhinolophus ferrumequinum (greater horseshoe bat) is the source of this 1415-nucleotide messenger RNA. RefSeq names its product ribosomal protein L3 like (gene RPL3L). Lineage: Eukaryota; Metazoa; Chordata; Mammalia; Chiroptera; Rhinolophidae. Bases 107 to 1330 code for a protein of 407 amino acids. The record is from RefSeq and is a predicted model, not a curated record. Gene Ontology annotation, cellular component: ribosome; cytosolic large ribosomal subunit. The transcript has 10 exons. Gene Ontology annotation, molecular function: RNA binding; structural constituent of ribosome. Gene Ontology annotation, biological process: translation; ribosomal large subunit assembly.
GGGCUAAAUCUGGGAGCUGGCUGCUGUGUGUCCUGGCCCUCUCACUCGACCUCUGGCGCCUGGUGGGGAGGCCUCUUUCUUUCCUGAUCUGCAGGGACCGGCCGCCAUGUCCCACCGGAAGUUCUCUGCCCCUCGGCAUGGACACUUGGGUUUCCUGCCCCACAAGAGGAGUCGCCGGCACCGGGGCAAGGUGAAGACGUGGCCUCGGGACGACCCUAGCCGGCCUGUACACCUCACGGCUUUCCUGGGCUAUAAGGCCGGCAUGACACACACUUUGCGAGAGGUGCACCGGCCAGGACUCAAAAUUUCUAAGCGGGAGGAAGUGGAGGCUGUGACGAUUGUGGAGACACCACCUCUGGUGGUGGUGGGCGUUGUGGGCUAUGUGGCCACCCCUCGAGGCCUGCGGAGCUUCAAGACCAUCUUUGCAGAGCAUCUCAGCGAUGAAUGCCGCCGGCGCUUCUACAAGGACUGGCACAAGAGCAAGAAGAAAGCCUUCACCAAAGCCUGCAAGAGGUGGCGUGAUGCCGAUGGCAAAAAGCAGCUCCAGAAAGACUUUGCUGCCAUGAAGAAGUACUGCAAGGUCAUACGGGUCAUCGUCCACACCCAGAUGAAGCUGCUGCCCUUCCGGCAGAAGAAGGCCCACAUCAUGGAGAUCCAGCUGAAUGGUGGCACCGUGGCUGAGAAGGUGGCCUGGGCCCAGGCCCGGCUGGAGAAGCAGGUGCCGGUGCACAGUGUGUUCAGUCAGAGUGAGGUCAUUGAUGUCAUCGCUGUCACCAAGGGCCGGGGCGUCAAAGGGGUCACGAGCCGCUGGCACACCAAGAAGCUGCCCCGGAAGACCCACAAGGGGCUGCGAAAGGUGGCCUGCAUUGGCGCCUGGCACCCUGCCCGCGUGGGCUGCUCCAUCGCCCGGGCUGGGCAGAAGGGCUACCACCACCGUACGGAGCUCAACAAGAAGAUCUAUCGCAUUGGACAGGGGCUGCACAUGGAGGACGGGAAAGUGGUUAAGAAUAAUGCGUCCACCAGCUAUGACAUGACUGACAAGUCCAUCACACCACUGGGAGGCUUCCCCCACUACGGGGAAGUCAAGAACGACUUCAUCAUGUUGAAGGGUUGCAUCGCAGGAACCAAAAAGAGAGUCAUCACGCUGAGAAAGUCUCUCCUGGUGCACCACAGCCGCCGGCUCCUGGAGAAUAUUGAACUCAAGUUCAUUGACACCACCUCCAAGUUCGGACAUGGCCGCUUCCAGACAGCCCAAGAGAAGAGGGCCUUCAUGGGUCCCCAGAAGAAGCAUCUUGAGAAGGAAAAGCCGGAGACCUCGGGAGACUUGUAGGCGGCUUGGGAUGGAGGGAGCCUAAAAGAAGCACAUGCGACCCACGCUUGUCCUCCAUGUCUAAUAAAAGCGGAAAGCAACUCUU